Molecule: messenger RNA, 5304 nt
Organism: Drosophila mojavensis
Lineage: Eukaryota; Metazoa; Arthropoda; Insecta; Diptera; Drosophilidae
Gene: Pld
Product: phospholipase D2
Exons: 9
Coding region: 936-4880 (1314 amino acids)
Biological process (GO): cell motility; intracellular signal transduction; phosphatidic acid biosynthetic process
Molecular function (GO): phosphatidylinositol binding; D-type glycerophospholipase activity
Source: RefSeq, a predicted model, not a curated record
UAAAGUGCACACUUAGUGGAAAAUACUUGAGCUGUAAAGUCGCAGACUUGAUUACAAAAAUAAAAAAUUACACAAUGCGGGCACCUCGAACGCUAUGCUCUUCCAUCACACUGCGCGUACUUUCUUUAAGAUUCGCAACAUGCAGCUGGCUCGCUCUGGCUGCCCUUCCAGUGCUCUCUUCCAGUUGUGCCAGCACGUUUUUGUUAUUUUUCUUACGUUUGCUUUGUCAGUUAUAAUUUAGACGGCAAAGCUGGCGGCGGCCGCGGCGACUGCGUUCCGCUAAACAUAAAUAUAUGUAUGUACGUACAUAUGUAUGUAUUUAUUUUGUAUUUACGGCAACAAGUUUUCAACUGGUGUUGAGAAAGUUCAACAGCUACGCGUGCGUCUCGGUCUCUCUCUCCCGCUCUCGGUCACACUCUCCUCUCGGCGUGUCUGUGUAUGUGUGCGCGUCAAUGUAACUGUGUUCGUGUUGAUUGGGCAUCACAACAAUUUGGAAAUUAAAAUACAAAGAUUUUCGUGCGCCUUUGCCGUUAUGCCCCAAUUGAUUUCCACUUGCGAGCGUUUCGAAAGGAAUACGACAUCAAAGAGCGAACUAGACACCCAUAUAAUUGAAACACAUAUUACAUGCAUACGUAAUUCACAAACACACGCAUAUUAAUUGCAUAUGUGUGUGUGUAUAUAAUUGAAAGCAAUUCGCAUGAAUCAUGAAAACUUGUUCAUAAAGGAAUCUAACUUUAAGCAAAUCGAACCAAUUCAAAGGAUAUUCCGGAACCAGAAUCUAUUGGCACUUGACACUUAGCUUUUGGAUAUUACAUUCACACCUGUAUCUUGAGUAUCCUGCGGAUGACGUAUAUAGACCCAGUCAGUAUGGCGGUUAUAUCAAUCGUGGCUACGAUGAUUUAGAUAGUUCCUUACUUUUCGCACAAUUCGAGGCCAUGAAUGAUGCUAGGAACAGUGGGGCCGUGCCGCCCUACACGGCCCACGGUCAUUGCGAUCCUCUGGCGGACGAUGAUGGAAACGAUGGGGCUGAUUCCGAGCAUCACGAUGAUGGGGACGAUGUGUUCAAGGACUGCGUCGACGAUGCCAUAGACGAGAAUGAUGAGCAGGCGCAUCACAGUCGCUGCCUGCCCGAGUUUCAGUUCUCGAUGGUCGAUUCGGAAUAUGACGAGACGCUGGCGUUUCCUGAUUCCGUAACGAUCUUGUCGACUGUGGGCGACAAGCCGGUGCUGGUGGAGCGCAAGGAGACGGACGACGAUGAUGAGGAGUUCGAUGACGAGAAUAGCGUGCUCCUACGCCAAGAAAUACCCUUCAUCAGCAUCUAUGGGACGAGUGUGAAGUUCAACUCGUUUCAGCGCAAGGUGUUCAUACCGGGCCGAGAGAUUCAUGUGCGAAUUGUCGACACGGAGCGGAGUGUGACGACUCAUCUGCUUAAUCCCAAUUUAUACACCAUCGAGCUCACGCAUGGCCCUUUCAAGUGGACCAUUAAGAGGCGCUAUAAGCACUUCAAUUCCUUACAUCAGCAGCUUAGCUUCUUCCGCACCUCGUUAAAUAUACCGUUUCCAAGUCGAGCGCACAAGGAGAAGCGCACCACCUUGAAGGCCGCUGCGAGUCAAAUGGCCGAUGAGUCCACUUUGAAGGAUCUGCCCGCCCACACCAAAGUCAAGCAUUCCAGCACCCCAAUUAGCAAUAGUCAAAAUCGCACCACCAACAACAACAACCUCAAUAAUAAUAGCAGUGGAGAUGCAGCUGGGCCUGGAAUCGUAGCCAAUAUCAUCAGUCCCACGCACAGUUCCAUUCUUGCCAGUUUCACGCCGCGUCGCAGUCAAAGGAAACACAAGAAAAAGAAGAGAAAACUUCCACGCUUUCCCAAUCGUCCGGAAAGCUUGAUCACAGUGGAGCAUCUACCGGUGCGGAUCAAACAACUCGAGGACUAUCUGUAUAAUUUACUCAAUAUUAGUUUGUAUCGAUACCAUCAUGAGACGCUUAACUUUGUGGAGGUGUCCAAUGUGUCAUUCGUCUCAGGUCUGGGCAUCAAGGGCAAGGAGGGCGUCAUAUUGAAGAGGACGGGUUCGACGAGGCCGGGCCAGGCGGGCUGCAAUUUUUUCGGGUGCUUUCAGCGCAAUUGCUGUGUGCGGUGCAAUUACUUCUGCUCGGAUGUGGUCUGCGGGACAUGGCGCAGCCGCUGGUUCUUCGUGAAGGAGACGUGCUUCGGCUACGUUCGGCCCACAGACGGUAGCAUUCGAGCGGUCAUUCUGUUCGAUCAGGGCUUCGACGUCUCCACGGGCAUCUACCAGACGGGCAUGCGCAAAGGCCUGCAGGUGCUCACGAACAGCCGCCACAUUGUGCUCAAGUGCUGGACGCGGCGCAAGUGCAAGGAGUGGAUGCAGUACCUCAAGAACACGGCGCACACCUACGCUCGCGACUUCACCUGCCCCAACCCGCACAUGUCGUACGCUCCCAUGCGCGCGAACACCCAGGCUGUCUGGUACGUGGAUGGAGCCCAGUACAUGGCCGCCGUGGCAGACGGUCUAGAGGCGGCCACGGAGGAGAUCUACAUUGCCGACUGGUGGCUCAGCCCCGAGAUCUACAUGAAGCGGCCCGCUCUGGACGGGGACUAUUGGCGACUGGACAAGAUCUUGUUGCGCAAGGCCAAGCAGGGCGUGCGGGUGUUUGUGCUGCUCUACAAGGAGGUGGAAAUGGCGCUCGGCAUCAACAGCUACUACAGCAAGUCCACACUGGCCAAGCACGAGAAUAUUAAGGUCAUGCGACAUCCGGACCAUGCGCGUGGGGGCAUCCUGCUGUGGGCGCACCACGAGAAGAUUGUUGUGAUAGACCAGACAUACGCAUUUAUAGGCGGCUUAGAUCUGUGCUACGGUCGCUGGGACGAUCGCUCGCAUCGGCUGACGGAUCUGGGCAGCAUUUCCACGGGUUCCGUUUCGGGGAGCACGCGACAGACGCCCAGCGGGCUCUUCAACAGGGACGACGAGGACUCGGCCUUUGGCUCCCGCAAGUCCUCGCGCAAUGCUCACUAUGAAACGCCAACCGCCAAGGAGGACACCAGUACUCAGCCAGCUCACGAGGAGCCCAAUUCGCCGGGCGUGGAGCUGCGAGUGCUAAAGCCAGGAGACCGCCUGCUCAUUCCAGACAUGCUCUCGGCAGCCUCCAGCGAGCUGGCCCUGGAGUCCACAGCGCUGGAGGGCAUGAAGCUGAACACGCCCGAGCUGGAGCGCAAGAAUAUGCUGGAUCGCCUGAAGAACAAUGCAAUGAAGGGCGCACGCAAGGGCAAGGACUUUAUGCAGCGAUUGACCACGAGCGAAGUGACGGAGAGCACAGAGACGGAGCCGGAGGCAGGAGCAGGUGCUGCCAUCUAUUGCAUAGAAACAGCUGAAACAGAGGUGAGCAAAGAGGAUAUGGCACAAACAUCCAGCUCAGCAGCAGCAGCAGCAGCUCGAGAUGGAGCUGGAGCUUGUACGGGGUCUGGAGCGGAGGCUAACACACAGAUACAUAGCGAAUUUUAUGGCCAGGCAAAGUAUUGGUUCGGAAAGGACUAUUCUAACUUUAUACUCAAGGAUUGGAUGAAUCUGAAUGCGCCCUUCGUGGACAUCAUCGACCGCACCACCACGCCCCGCAUGCCCUGGCAUGACGUCGGCCUCUGUGUGGUCGGCGCCUCCGCUCGCGAUGUGGCCCGUCACUUCAUACAGCGCUGGAAUGCCAUGAAGCUGGAGAAGCUGCGGGACAACGUGCGCUAUCCCUAUCUGAUGCCGAAGAGCUAUCACCAGAUUCGACUCAAUGCGCAGUUGCAGCAGCUGCAGCAGCGGCGUCAGCAGCGAGUCACCUGUCAGCUGCUGCGCAGCGCCUCGGCCUGGAGCUGCGGCUUCAUCGAGCCGGAUCUGGUCGAGCAGAGCAUACACGAUGCCUACAUCGAGACAAUUACGAAAGCCCAGCAUUAUGUCUAUAUAGAGAAUCAGUUCUUUAUCACCAUGCAGCUGGGCUUGGGAGUCUCGGGAACGUUCAAUGUGCGAAAUCAGAUCGGGGAGACACUCUUCAAACGGAUCGUGCGUGCCCACAAGGAACGCAAACCGUUUCGUGUCUAUGUGAUAAUGCCGUUAUUGCCAGGCUUUGAGGGAGAUGUGGGCGGCAGUACGGGCAUUGCAGUGCGUGCUAUCACCCACUGGAACUAUGCAUCCAUAUCCAGAGGUCGCACUGCAAUUUUGACACGCCUUCAGGAGGCGGGAAUCACACAGCCCGAGAACUAUAUAUCCUUCCACAGUCUACGAAAUCAUUCCUAUCUGAAUAAUACGCCAAUCACGGAGCUGAUCUACGUCCACUCCAAGCUGUUGAUCGUCGAUGAUCGUGUUGUAAUUUGUGGCUCGGCGAAUAUCAACGAUCGCUCGAUGAUUGGCAAACGGGAUUCGGAAAUCGCUGCCAUUAUCAUGGAUGAGGAGUACGAGGACGGACGCAUGAAUGGCAAGAAGUAUCCGAGUGGCAUCUUCGCUGGAAGAUUGCGAAAGUAUUUGUUCAAAGAACAUCUAGGCCUAUUGGAUCCGGAUAGCUCGAUGCGCUCUGACCUGAACAUUAGCGAUCCGAUUUGUGAUCAGUUCUGGCACAAUACCUGGCGUCGUAUAUCGACGAGAAAUACGGAGAUCUACGACGAGGUUUUCAAGUGUAUUCCGACGGAUUUUGUGAAGACCUUUGCUAGUCUGCGAAAAUAUCAGGAGGACCCGCCGAUGUCGAAAACUGAGCCAGAGUUGGCCGCCAAGCGGGCAACGGAAAUUCAGGGUCAUCUGGUUAAUCUGCCGCUGGAGUUCCUCAACAAAGAGGUGCUAACGCCGCCCGGAACCAGCAAGGAGGGCCUUAUACCUACCUCUGUAUGGACAUAGUCUGCCAAAAGUCUUUAAGACGUAACGUAAUUUAGUGAAAUUAUCAAAACUGGUUGUAAGUACAGUUGCCACCAAAAUUAUGGAUGCGCAUUUUUAGGUUAGAUUUCUAUUUAUGCAACCCACCAAAAUGCGCUUAGACCUUAGACCUGUUGCUGUUGCCAAGUCAAGUCAAAUGAAAAAGGAAUUGUACAUACAUUUAUAUACAUGCAUAGAACGUACAUAUAUAAUAUAUAUAAUAUUGUUUGUGUAGUCGUCUGUGUUUUGCCUUACAGCUAGUUAAUUUAUUUUAUGGUAUAUCGACGUUCCCCUAUUACGAUUAAGUUUUGUUUAUUGUUAAUGUUUGUAAUUUUAAAAACAGUAUUCUAGACAAACUAAAGCGCAAUUAAACAAGUUUUUAAUAAAAAUUCGUAAAUAUCCUAAAAUA